GAUGCUGGGGAGCCGGGCGGGCGCGCUGGCCGCCGGGGGGUUACUUCUUGUUGUUCUCCAAGUCCAAGCCGGAGCGCCAGGCGGAGGCGGCGGCCUCGGGGCAGCGCGAGAGUGAGCGCGAGCGCGAGGAGAGCGCGUGCCCGCGAGGAGCCGCUGCGCGCGCCCGCGCCACUCCUUGACGCCAGUUACACUUUCCAAACAGUUCUGUCCUGGUGACUGUGCCCAGGUUAUGACGACUAAUCCCAAACCGAACAAGGCAUUAAAGGUUAAGAAGGAGGCGGGUGAGAACGCCCCAGUGCUCAGUGAUGAUGAGCUGGUGUCCAUGUCGGUGCGGGAGCUGAACCAGCACCUGCGGGGCCUCACCAAGGAGGAGGUGACCCGACUAAAGCAGCGCCGGCGCACACUCAAGAACCGUGGCUACGCAGCCAGCUGCCGGAUCAAACGGGUGACGCAGAAGGAGGAGCUAGAGCGGCAGCGUGUGGAGCUGCAGCAGGAGGUGGAGAAGCUGGCACGUGAGAAUAGCAGCAUGCGGUUGGAGCUGGACGCGUUGCGCUCCAAGUACGAGGCCCUGCAGACCUUUGCCCGCACUGUGGCCCGCGGGCCCGUUGCACCCACUAAGGUGGCCACCACCAGCGUCAUCACCAUUGUCAAGUCUGCAGAGCUCUCCUCCUCCGUGCCCUUCUCUGCUGCAUCCUAGUGCCUGCUGGGGCCACGUGGGGGGCUAUGGGCAGGGGGCCUCCUGCGUGCCUGUCAAAGGGUCUCUGGGACCCAGACUCUCAAUAUCCAAGUUAAAGUGCACUCUGCCUCCCAGACCUCGGCAGCAGGCAUCAGGACGAGAUUGUAGGUGCAGGAUGGGAGCAGGCUCUGGGGCACCAUACCACAUGCCACCCACGCUCAACGUGUGCACACACACUCACACAUCCUGCCCUUUCUCCCCAGUAUGUGUAUCUGGUUUUGGGAAUUGGUAUCUUACACCUGAGGGAGUCAGGAUGUAGAGCAGGAAAAUCCCAGGGAGGUCUUGCUGUCCAUUUCCAGGGCUACUGUAAGCAAGAGCUGCCCCUGCAGCCUGGGGGGUGGGGGUGGAGGCUUGUCUUCCACCCCUUUUAGGGGCAGAUGCCAGCUACUGCAGGAGCCCCUGGCUACCCUGAUAGGGCUCAGGAUGCUCUGAGGAGGGGAGUGGAUGGAAGGCAGUUGGCAGCUUGGUCUUCCUGCUUCAGCCCUGAGCAUGCAGCCCGUGCCACGUGGCCACAGAUGUGGGGAAGGCUGCCUAUGUAGGCUGGUGUGUGUGUGCGUGCAGGUCUGCCUGCCCUCACAGCACGUGUGCCAGCAGCUCACUGGCCUUGGAGGAGUAGCUCAUUGGUGGUCAUGUGGGGAGGGCCCAUCAGUAUGUGGGGCAGGGAGAGGCAUGUGUAUGUUGAGGUUUGUCCAUGUUCCCGUGUUGCCUAUCAAGGUGCAGUCACCACCACCUGUGGGGAGCCACCCCACUCAGUCACAAUCCCAUGGGCCAUUCCCAGGUCUCAGUACAUACUGGCAGGGUGUCCCAUCAGGUCUUGUGCCCCUGGAGCUGCCUUUUAGUAGCGGUGGUUGGCACAAGGGAGAGUGUGGAGGUCUUUCUGGGGCCUGGAGAGGAGGGCUGCUGUGGUCCAAGCAGGGGCUGCAGCCUAAGUGGUAUGGUGGAGGUGGGGGGAGGAUGUUCUGUGCGGAGUAGGGAGGAGGCAGGAGCAGUGCCCAGGAUGUGUGGCGGGUCAGAGGCUUGAUGGGAGGGGAGGGGCCAGUCAGACACCAGGAAAGCCACAUGGACAUGCCCCCGUGUCUAGGCUGUGUAGGAGUGCCUGUCAGCUGCAGCAUGAAGGUGGCCUGGUGACCUUGCUCUUGCUUCCCAAAGCUGGGAGCUGCUGUGGUCUUGCCUGUCCUUUUUGGGCUUCUUCCUCCUAGAGAGCUGCACAGGGGCUCUUCCUAUGGCUUGGCCUCAGCAUGGGAGUGGGUGCUGGUCCUGAGGCCCCCACCUGUUGUGAACUGCCAAGACUCAAGCCCCAGCUGCUGGCCAGCAGCCACCACAUAGAAAAAGCAGAAGUGUUGCCCAGGGCUCCAUCUCCUGGUUCCUUGUGGCUGGUCCUACCUACCCAGUAAGACCCCCAGCAAGCUGUACAGCCCCCUGAGAGGUGUGAGCCCAGCAGGAGGAGGGGGAGGACGGGCAGCCCGAGGGCUGCGACAUGGUUCUAUUUGCUGUUCUAAGUGACAAGGAAGCUAUAGGCCCAGCCAGCGCCAGGGCAUAUGACCCUGACGUCUCAAAAGGCCCAGGUGUUAGAUAAAAGCUGUUGAUGCCAUAACCAUGGUAGGUAAUCCAUAUUGGAUAUCGAUAAGGACCAUGGGGAAUAUUUAAAGAGAGAAAGAGAAAUAUAUAUAUAUAAAAAUUAUAUACACAUUUUAUCGUACAGAUUUUUCGUAGGAAUUUUCCUUUUCCAGUUUGAUACUGUAAAUGUUUAUUAGUGCAGAGCCGCGUUGGACUGUUGGGAAUGGGAGCAGGUCGCCCUCCCUCCUGGCUUCCUGCUGCUCAUGGCUGGGAGGAAGGAGGCCCAGGCUGCCUGCUGUCUCCUCCUGUCCUGCUGGUUGCACUGGGCCAGCUGGGGCUAGGAACAAGGCCCAGCCCCACCCCAGUAGGUGUCCUUAGAGCUGGGUUCCUCAUGGUUCAGAGGAAGGAGGCCCAGGCUAUCUGCUGUCUCCUCCUGUCCUCUGCACUGGGCCAGCUGGGGCUAGGAACAAGGCCCGGCCCCACCCCAGUAGGUGUCCUAAGAGCUGGGUUCCCCCCCAGCUCAGGCCACAGUGGGUGGCAGGUUCCCACCAGUGUUGGGGUUCUUGAUGUCCCUGUCUUGGAUGUGGGCAGGUAGGUGACUAUCAGCCAUGGGCUAGAAGGGGGACACCUCACCCUUGGAUUCCAGGAUGGAUAGAGAUGUUGUUGCCACUUAGGGUGGGGGGAGCCUCUGCCCAGGCCCUGCCUGCUAAGAGCAGGGCCAGGAAGGAUGGUGCAUUCUGCUUUUCUUUUCCAGUCAUUGAGAUUUCAUUGUUGUGAUUUAAUAUAUGGAUUUUUUUUUUUUUUUAAUUUAAGAAAAAAGACAAGGUUCUCUUUGUCGUAUGGGUUGUUUUUUGUCUCUGUGCCUCAGACUUUCUGAAGAAGGCAGGUCUUGGCUUUUUCCAAAGGGACCCUCCAUUUGUCACCUUUUCACACCAGUUUAUCCUGCCUCUGUGGUUCUCAGCAGUUUCAUUUCAAUAUUUAUUUUUGUGCUGCCUUUAUGUGAUAUAAAUUAUUGAGGAGAGAUCACAUGUGUGGACCCUCACCUGGCACAGCCCUCACUUGCAGUCAUACCCUGUCCCUGUACCAUGGCUGCCACCUAAUUUACUGCUGUAUAUCUUGCUGCUGUGACUGCUUUUGUACCUUUGCAAUAAAGAAUUUUCUGGUUUCAGA
Messenger RNA from Otolemur garnettii (small-eared galago), 3463 nucleotides. It is a transcript of the gene MAFK, whose product is annotated as MAF bZIP transcription factor K. Gene Ontology annotation, molecular function: DNA-binding transcription factor activity, RNA polymerase II-specific; RNA polymerase II cis-regulatory region sequence-specific DNA binding. Bases 230 to 697 code for a protein of 155 amino acids. The transcript is spliced from 3 exons. The record is from RefSeq and is a predicted model, not a curated record. Gene Ontology annotation, biological process: regulation of transcription by RNA polymerase II. Gene Ontology annotation, cellular component: nucleus. Lineage: Eukaryota; Metazoa; Chordata; Mammalia; Primates; Galagidae.